Myotis brandtii (Brandt's bat) is the source of this 723-nucleotide messenger RNA. Its product is annotated as glutathione S-transferase A1. The record is from RefSeq and is a predicted model, not a curated record. Gene Ontology annotation, biological process: xenobiotic metabolic process; glutathione metabolic process. Gene Ontology annotation, cellular component: cytosol; extracellular exosome. Gene Ontology annotation, molecular function: glutathione transferase activity. NCBI's taxonomy places the organism in Eukaryota, Metazoa, Chordata, Mammalia, Chiroptera, Vespertilionidae. The transcript is spliced from 5 exons. Bases 1 to 723 code for a protein of 240 amino acids.
AUGGCAGAUUUGAAUGAAAUGAUCCUGCAUUUGCCACUAUGCCCACCCCAUGAAAAAGAUGCCAAGAUGACCCAGAUCAGAGAGAAAACAACAAAUCGUUAUUUCCCAGCCUUUGAAAAGUCAUUUCAACAAACAUCUUUUCAUUCUGUGAGUGUGAAGACAUUUCACUCUACUUUUUUUCUUUUUUCAAAAGAUGGGUCUUUGAUGUUCCAGCAAGUGCCCAUGGUGGAAAUCGAUGGGAUGAAGCUGGCACAGACCAGAGCCAUUCUCAACUACAUUGCCGCCAAAUACAACCUGUAUGGGAAAGACAUAAAGGAGAGAGCCCUGAUUGAUAUGUAUUCAGAAGGUAUGGCAGAUUUGAAUGAAAUGAUCCUGCAUUUGCCACUAUGCCCACCCCAUGAAAAAGAUGCCAAGAUGACCCAGAUCAGAGAGAAAACAACAAAUCGUUAUUUCCCAGCCUUUGAAAAGGUGUUGAAGAGCCAUGGACAACACUACCUGGUUGGCAACAGGCUCAGCAGGGCUGACAUUCACCUGGUUGAACUUAUCUACUAUGUUGAAGAGAUUGACCCCAGCCUAAUGGCCAUCUUCCCGCUGCUGAAGGCCCUGAAAACAAGGAUCAGCAACCUCCCUCCUGUGAAGAAGUUUCUGCAGCCUGGCAGUCAGAGGAAGCCUCCCGUAGAUGCAAAAGCAUUAGAAGAAGCCAGGAAGAUUGUAAAUAAAUAA